Molecule: messenger RNA, 11787 nt
Organism: Alligator mississippiensis (American alligator)
Lineage: Eukaryota; Metazoa; Chordata; Crocodylia; Alligatoridae
Gene: MAP1B
Product: microtubule associated protein 1B
Exons: 7
Coding region: 86-7603 (2505 amino acids)
Biological process (GO): dendrite development; axonogenesis; regulation of microtubule depolymerization
Cellular component (GO): microtubule; cytosol; microtubule associated complex
Molecular function (GO): actin binding; microtubule binding
Source: RefSeq, a predicted model, not a curated record
CCUGCUGCCCGCUGCGGAGCUCGAGCCGCGCCGCGCUGCCCACCCCGCUCUGCAGCCCGCCGAGGAGGCGGCGAGGCCGGGCAGGAUGGCCACGGUGCUGGUGGAAGCGGAGCCCGAGCCGUGCUGUAGCCUGCCGGCGCCGCAGCCCUGCCCCGCGCCCAGCCUCUCGCACCGCUUCCUGGACAGCAAGUUCUACCUGCUGGUGGUGCUGGGCGAGCUGGUCACCGAGGAGCACCUGCGCCGCGCCAUCGCCAACAUCGAGCGGGGAAUUCGCUCAUGGGACACAAAUCUGAUUGAAUGCAACUUGGAUCAGGAACUGAAACUUUUUGUUUCACGCCAUUCGGCUAGAUUCUCUCCUGAAGUUCGAGGUCAGAAAAUCCUUCAUCACAGAAGUGAUGUCUUAGAAACUGUAGUUCUGAUUAACCCUUCAGAUGAAGCAGUUAGUACUGAGGUCCGCUUAAUGAUCACAGAUGCUGCAAGACACAAGCUUCUAGUACUAACAGGACAGUGCUUUGAAAACACAGGAGAACUUAUCCUCCAGUCAGGAUCUUUCUCUUUCCAGAACUUUAUUGAGAUCUUCACUGAUCAAGAGAUUGGUGAAUUAUUGAGCACUACCCACCCUGCCAACAAAGCCAGCUUGACUCUGUUUUGUCCUGAGGAGGGGGAUUGGAAAAAUUCAAACCUUGACAGACACAACCUUCAAGACUUCAUCAAUAUUAAACUCAAUUCUGCCUCCAUAUUGCCUGAAAUGGAAGGACUUUCCGAAUUCACAGAGUAUCUGUCAGAAUCAGUAGAAGUGCCAUCACCCUUUGACAUUCUGGAGCCACCAACCUCAGGAGGUUUCCUGAAGCUGUCAAAACCCUGUUGUUAUAUUUUCCCAGGUGGAAGAGGGGACUCUGCAUUGUUUGCAGUGAAUGGAUUCAAUAUGCUUAUUAAUGGAGGAUCUGAAAGAAAAUCCUGCUUCUGGAAACUUAUCCGACAUUUGGACAGAGUGGAUUCAAUUCUGCUCACACACAUUGGAGAUGAUAACCUGCCAGGAAUCAACAGCAUGCUGCAGCGAAAAAUAGCUGAGUUAGAAGAGGAACAGUCUCAAGGUUCUACCACCAACAGUGACUGGAUGAAAAAUCUAAUCUCACCAGAUUUAGGAGUUGUAUUCCUCAAUGUACCUGAAAAUUUGAAAAACCUUGAUCCAAAUUUUAGGGUAAAAAGAAGUGUAGAAGAAGCUUGUUUCACUCUCCAGUAUUUAAAUAAAUUGUCCAUGAAACCAGAACCUCUCUUUAGAAAUAUAGGAAAUGCAAUUGACCCUAUUAUUUUAUUUCAGAAAAUGGGAGUAGGCAAACUUGAGAUGUAUGUGCUCAAUCCAGUCAAAAACAGCAAAGAGAUGCAGUAUUUUAUGCAGCAGUGGACUGGUACAAGCAAAGAAAAAGCUGAAUUAGUGCUUCCAGCUGGUCAGGAGCUAGACAUUCCAGUAUCCUAUUUGACUUCUGUUUCAUCAUUGAUUGUAUGGCAUCCAGCAAAUCCUGCAGAAAAAAUUAUCAGAGUUCUGUUUCCAGGAAACAGCAGCCAAUACAACAUUUUAGAAGGACUAGAAAAACUUAAACAUUUAGAUUUCCUUAAGCAACCAAUGGUCACCCAAAAAGACCUAACUGGUAACAUAGCUAGUCCAGCAGUGAAACAAGCCAAGUUGAAACAACGAACAGACAGCAAGGAAAGUCUCAAACCUGCCACAAAGACACCACCAGCCAAGGCUAUCAGAAAAGAGUCUAAAGAAGAAUCUCCUGAACCAACAAAGCCUACUCCUGCAGAAAAGCCUCAGAAAGUUGAAAUCAAAGAAAAGGCCAUGGUGAAAAAAGAGAAACCAGUAAAAGCAGAGACAAAACCUGCAGUGACAGACAAAGAGCUGGCAAAUAAGGAGGAACAGUUAGUGAAAUCUGAAGUUGCUGAAAAGCAAGCAGCAGAUGUUAAACCAAAAGUUGCAAAGGAGAAGCCAGUGAAAAAGGAAGUGAAAGUAAAAGCUGAAGAAAAGAAGGAGGAAAAAGAAAAACCAAAGAAAGAAGUUUCUAAAAAAGAGGAAAAAACACCUCCAAUGAAAGAGGAAAAGCCUAAAAAAGAAGAAGUCAAGAAAGAAGUUAAAAAAGAAGUGAAAAAGGAAGAGAAAAAGGAGGCUAAGAAAGAAUUAAAGAAAGAAACUCCUGCAAAAGAAGCUAAGAAAGAGGUUAAAAAAGAGGAUAAGAAGGAAAUUAAGAAAGAAGAAAAAGAAACCAAAAAAGACACCAAAAAGGUUCCAAAAGAAAUUAAGAAAACACCUGCUCCUUCAACCGAAGCCAAAAAGCCAGCAGCAAAACCUAAACCACAAAAGAAGGAGGAGCCUGCUAAAAAAGAAUCUGUACCUGCUGGAAAACCAAAGGAAAAAGGAAAAGUUAAGAUGACAAAGAAAGAGAUCAAAGUCAGUGAAGCUUCAGCUGCCAUAGCUGCAGUGGGAGCAGCUGCCACAACAGUAGCAGCAGUAGCAGCUGCUGAAAUAGCAGUUAGUGGAAAAGAACUUGAAGCAGAAAGAUCCCUUAUGUCUUCACCAGAGGAUUUAACAAAGGAUUUUGAAGAAUUGAAGGCUGAAGAGAUAGAAACAGUAAAAGAAGCAAAGCCUCAAGUAGAACUAAUAGAUGAUAAAGAAAAACUAGCUGAAACAGAACAGAAGGAAGCAUAUGAAGUCCAGAAAGAAAAAAUAGAUAUUGAAGGGCCUGUUGAAUCUCCUGAUGAAGGCAUAACCACCACUGAAGCUGAGGGUGAAUGCGAACAAACACCAGAAGAGCUGGAUGCAACAGAAAAGCACAGGGUUGAGGACAAUGAAAAGUUUGAAGAUGAAGGAACGGGUUUUGAAGAAUCAUCUGAAGCAGGUGACUUUGAAGAAAAGGCAGAAACUGAGGAGGCUGAGGAACAAGAGGAAGAAAAAGCACCCCUGGGCAUCACAAAAAAGGAUAUAGCGGAAGCACAAGAAAUAGGAGAGGCUGAAGAAAAAAUAAUGACUAAAGCAGAUGAACAUGCUAAAGCUAAAGAAGAGAAGCGUGUGGAAAAGAUUGGAUCUGAGGCAGGGGAGGAGCAACCUGAAGAAAUUGCAGUUGAAAAGGCAGAAACUGAAGGAACUGAAGAGGAAGUUGAAGGGGAAAUAAAAAUAAAAAAUAUUAGAGAUGAAGAGGAAACUGAAAAGAUAGAGGCUGAAGAAGAUUAUGUUAUGGCUGUAGUAGACAAAGCUGCAGAGGCUGGUGAAGUAGAAGAUAAAUAUGGCCUACUCAUAAUAACACCAACUAAACGCUCUGAGCCUCAGUCACCAGCUGUUGAACCAGCAACUUCUAUCCAUGAUGAGACUUUACCUGGUGGUUCAGAAAGUGAAACAACUGUUUCUGAUGAAGAAAACAGAGAAGACCAACCUGAGGAAUUCACUGCUACUUCAGGUUAUACUCAGUCUACCAUUGAAAUAUCUAGUGAGCCAACUCCAAUGGAUGAAAUGUCAACACCUAGGGAUGUCAUGAGUGAUGAAACGAACAACGAGGAAAGUGAAUCGCCUUCUCAAGAAUACGUAAACAUAACUAAGUAUGAGACAACACUCUACUCUCAAGAAUAUUCCAGACCUAAACUCUCUCCACUUCCUGAUGCUUUCAAUGGAUUGUCUGAAGGAUCAAAAACAGAAGCCACAGAUGGUAAAGAUUAUAAUGCUUCAGCUUCUACCAUCUCACCACCUUCUUCCUUAGAGGAAGAUAGAUUCUGCAAAUCUUCCUUCCAAGAAAUUUACCGUCAAAGAGAAAGUGAAAUCCAAAGCACCGCUAAAUUAGAAGUCAGAGAUAGCUUUCCAGAAGAUCAUGAUGAAAAGCAUGCCCCAGCUAAGAGUCCAGUUGAGAGCCUGUCCCCUCCAUCACCAGUUGCUAAAACACCACUAAGUGAACGGAGUGUGAAUUUUUCUCUAACUCCCAAUGAGAUUAAAUCAUCAACUGAACCUGCUACUCUCACUGCAUUGCCUGACAAACCUCAAGAAAUUAUGGAAGAGCAUUGUGCAAGCCCUGAGGAUAAAACGCUGGAAGUAGUGUCUCCUUCACAGUCUGCUGCUGGUAGUGCUGGCCACACGCCUUAUUAUCAAUCUCCCACUGAUGAAAAAACCAGCCAGCUUCCUUCUGACCUUAUUGAAAAGGCAGCAGAAGCUCCAGUUAGCUUUGAGUUUAGUGAAGCCAAAGAUGAGUCCUCAAAACCCAGAAUAAGUCCUAUGGAUGAGCCUGUGCCUGACUCAGAAUCGCCUAUUGAAAAAGUUCUCUCUCCUCUAAGAAGUCCACCAUUGAUAGGUUCAGAGUCCUCAUACGAUACAUUUUUGAGUGCUGAUGUGAAGUCUGCUGUCAGAGAGCUUGAGAGUCCUUCUGAGGAGAAAAGUGAAAAAGAAUCAUCUUCUGUUCAGAUAAGCCCAGUUUCUGAAGAAACCUCUAUGGGGCUUUUCCAACAAAAACAAGAUGAAAAAAGUAUGGAGUUCAUGCCAACUGAAGAAGCUGGUCUAGAAACAAAAACAGAGGAUAUUGAAGUUACCAGUUCUCAGUCUUCACUGAUUUUGGAUGAAAAGAAGUUAGCAGGAGAUGUGUCUCCUACACAAAUAGAUAUUAGUCAGUUUGGAUCUUUAAAAGAAGACACCAAAAUGUCAAUUUCUGAAGGUACAGUCUCUGACAAAUCUGCAACUCCUGUUGAUGAAGUUGUAGCAGAAGAUACAUAUUCUCACAUAGAGGGUGUUGCUUCAGUUUCCACAGCAUCUGUUGCUACUAGUUCAUUCCCAGAACCAACUACUGAUGAUGUAUCUCCUUCUUUACAUGCGGAGGUUGGAUCACCACAUUCUACUGAAGUUGAUGACUCUCUUUCUGUAUCAGUUGUGCAAACACCAACAACUUUUCAGGAAACAGAAAUGUCUCCAUCUAAGGAAGAGUGUCCAAGACCCAUGUCCAUUUCUCCACCAGAUUUUUCACCUAAAACAGCGAAAUCCAGAACACCAGUGCAAGAACACAGAUCUCCUGAACAGUCUACCAUGUCUGUAGAAUAUGGUCAGGAGUCUCCAGAGCAGUCACUAGCAAUGGACUUUAGCAGACAGUCUCCUGACUAUCCCGCAGUAGGUACUAGUAUACACCACAUAUCUGAAAAUGGACCCACUGAAGUAGAUUAUAGCCCUUCAGAUAUACACGAGCCUGCUUUUGGACAUAAGAUAUCACCUGUAGAGCAAACAUCGUAUUCUCAAGAAAAGGAUCUUUCAGAGAUUAUUUCAGUUUCUCAAAUAGAGGCUUCACCCUCAACUUCAUCAGCACAUACCCCUUCACAAGUAACUUCUCCACUGCAAGAGGAAUCUCUGUCUGGUGUCAUGCUACCUAAAGAUAUGCCACUGCAUUCGUUUACCUCAGAAAAAAUGCAGAGCCUUGGAGAAAAGUUGUCACCAAAGUCUGACAUAUCUCCAUUGACUCCAAGAGAAUCUUCUCCUUUAUACUCUCCCAGUUUUUCAGAUUCACCUCCUGCAAUCAAAGAAACAGCUGCUGCUAGCCACUCACCAUCCCUUUCACUGCAUGUGUCUGCAGAUAAAGUGUUUAGCUACCAGGCUGACACAAUACAAGACUCUCUAACGAAGCAUAGUCCAGAGCCUUUAGCCACCCCAGAAAAAGAAGAUACAGAGAAAAUCACCAGGUCACCUGAGGUUAUUAGUUACUCCUACGGGACAACUGAGAAAACCACCAGGUCACCUGAAUCUCUUAGUUAUUCUUAUGAGACAACAGAGAAAAUUAGUAGAUCACCAGAAGAUGUUAGUUAUUCAUCUUAUGGGGUUAGUAGGGAAACCACCAGGUCACCUGAGGCUAUUGGCUACUCUUAUGAGACAACAGGGAAAACCAGUAGGUCACCUGAAACUGUAGAUUACUCAUAUGAGACAACAGAGAGAGACACCAGGUCACCUGAAGCCAUGGAUUACUCCUAUGAGACAGCUGGGAAACCCAAGUCACCUAAAGCCAUGGAUUACUCCUUUGGGAUAACUGAGAAAAUCACCAAGUCACCUGAAGUCCUGGGUUAUUCUUAUGGAACAACGGAAAAAACUACUAGAUCAUCAGAGGAAAUGAGUUAUUCCUACAAGACCACUGGGGAAACUACUAGGUCCCCUGAGGCUAUUAGCUACUCCUAUACAUCAACAGGGAAAACUACCAGGUCACCAGAAGCCUCAGAUUAUUCCUAUGAAAUAACUGGGAAAACCACUAGAUCACCUGAAGUCAUGGAUUACUCCUAUGAGACAAGUGGGAAAGCUCCUAGGUCACCUGAGGUCAUUAGCUACUCUUAUGAGACAAGUGGGAAAACCACCAGGUCACCUGAAGCUACUACUUAUUCCUAUGAGACAGACACACACUUUGCUGUAGAGAAGUCACCUGUUGCAGAAAUUCGUCAAGAUGUUGAUUUAUGCCUAGUGUCCUCCUGCGAAUAUAAGCAUCCCAAAACUGAACUUUCACCCUCGUUUAUCAACCCAAAUCCCUUGGAGUGGUUUGCAAGUGAAGAGCAGUCUCAAGAACAAGAAAAGCCAUUAACUCAAUCAGGGGGAGCCCAGCCACCUUCAGGAGGAAAGCAGCAAGCACGCCAGUGUGAUGAAACACCUCCCACCUCUGUAAGUGAGUCUGCUCCAUCUCAGACUGAUUCAGAUGUUCCCCCAGAGACUGAAGAAUGCCCUUCCAUCACUGCAGAUGCUAACAUUGACUCAGAAGAUGAAUCAGAAACUAUUCCAACGGAUAAAACCAUUACAUACAAACAUAUUGACCCUCUGCCAGUCCCAAUGCAAGACCGUAGUCCCUCACCCAGACACCCAGAUGUCUCAAUGGUAGACCCAGAAGCUUUGCCUGUUGAUCAAAAUUUGGGCAAACCUUUGAAGAAGGAUAUGAAAGAAAAAACAAAAACUAAAAAGCAGGGUACUAAGACCAAGUCUUCCUCUCCUUCCAAAAAAAGUGAUGGUAAAUCAAAGCAGGUGGCUUCACCAAAACCAGCCAUAAAGGAGUCUUUGGACAAAGUUUCCAAAACAGCUUCUCCAAAAAAGAAGGAGUCUGUGGAAAAAUCAGCAAAAAAUAUCUCUACUCCAGAAGUGAAAUCUCGUGUUGAGGAAAAAGAUAAGGAGGCCAAGAAUGCAACAAAUUCUACAACAUCCAAGUCAGCAAAGUCUGUAACUGCAGGCCCUGGCAAUAGUAAACCAGCAAAAUCUAUAGCUGUGCCUCCAGGACCUCCAGUGUAUUUGGACCUGGUGUAUAUCCCCAACCACAGCAAUAACAAGAAUGUUGAUGUCGAGUUUUUCAAGAGGGUGAGGUCAUCCUACUACGUGGUGAGUGGGAAUGAUCCUACUGCUGAAGAACCCAGCAGGGCAGUUCUGGACUCCCUGCUGGAGGGCAAGGCUCAAUGGGAAGGUAACAUGCAGGUGACUUUAAUCCCAACCCAUGAUUCAGAAGUGAUGAGGGAAUGGUAUCAAGAGACCCAUGAAAAACAGCAGGAUCUUAACAUCAUGGUUUUGGCAAGCAGCAGCACUGUUGUUAUGCAAGAUGAAUCUUUCCCCGCAUGCAAGAUUGAACUGUAAAAACAAGGCCAUGCGUCACAACAUUAAACUUUGUAUCCAGAAAUUCUUCAAUUUGAAAAUGCCUUUUCUAAAAAUUCAACCCAUCUAAUUCAACCGCUGAACUAUAUACCUGCCAAAUGCUAUACUGUGUCAUGGUGAUGCAAGUCACUAACAUUUUUCAGUCUUUGCUGAUUGCUAAGGGAAAUAACAGUAUUCCCACAAUAGGGUUCAAAUUACUGCAAAGUUACAGAUCCAGCUUCAUCUCCGCUGAACGUUUGGAAACCAUGCACUAGCAAACCCAACUGACUUCUGCCAGGUAGAGGCAUUUGCCCUCGAUAGAAACACAGAGAGAGAGAAAGAGAGAGAGGGGUAGGAGGAGAAGGUAAUAAAUAAUUAGGUCUGCAUUAGUCUUAUGGCAAUAGAUGUAUCGCUUACUGCAGUCUGCUUAUGCUCUCACGUGAAAGGAAAGUUUUACAUUUGUAUCAGUCUGAGCUAUCGCAAAGGGGGUCUGAUUUACAAAAUUAAGUUAGUAGGAAAAGAAAUGGAAUGUGGCUUUGGAGGGAUAUAAGACCUAAGCACUCAUUAAACCGUUAUCUAGGUUAAUUUGAACUCUGCAUACUGACAUAUUUCUCACAGAAUAAAUAUGCAAGUAGUUUGAACCCCAUUCAGAACUCUAAAACUUUUCUUUUAACAUGCAAACAUACUGGUCUAAGGCAUGCUCCCAGUGAAAUUCCACUUAGUCCACUCAGAAUUGACAAAUCUGCAUGAAUAAACACCCACAUCAACAGUUAAUUAACUGAUGCAAAAUACCAAAGCAGUUGGGAGUACAUAUACAUGGUAGACAAUUUGCCUUAGAAAGUGACUUGAAUGUACAAAGAAACUCGAUGCACUUAUUUUUUAAUGUGAGACAGCAAGUUUAUAAAACAUCUGUGUAGGAUUAUAGUUACACCAGUAAAGAAGUGUGUGUGUGCUUGUGUGGUACUAGGAGCCUAUCUGAUUGGUCAAAUGGCUUGGUGCUAUGAAUUAUGUAUGUUAGCUGAACACUUCAUUGGUGCACCUGGACAGCUGAACAAAACGAGACAGACAUUUUUUGAAAGCUUCUUUUGUACUGUAGAAGCAAGAUUGAAGUGGUGUCCAGUAUCAGAAAUGCAAAACUUAGUGAAACACACAGGAUGUUGAAAAAGGUUCUCUGCAAGUCUGUACAGUAUUUUACCUUCCUUUGUCUGACAUUAUUUUAUUUGUUAAUUUAAGAGUGAGUAUGGGAACAAAUGUACAGAAGAAUUUUUUUUAACUCUGCGUGAACUUUUAAUAGAUGCCUUUUUAACAAAAAGUUUUCAUUUACAGGAAAAUGCGAAGAAAAAAAAUUCAGCUGAUGGGAAUUUUUUUUAGUAGUUUUGUAAGAUAAAUGCAUAAUGUUGUUUAAGGUUCUGGUGAGAAUGAAGUAUGAUAUUGUAGUAACAUUUAUUGAAAAUACUUAACUGCCAAGAAUUUUUUUGGGGGGAAUCCAUAAAAUUAAUCUUUCAGUGAUCACAAAAAUGGGAUUUGAAAUGCUAAUUGACUACUCUUUAGAAGCCUAGAUUUUCAAUUUCCAGAUAAGUAAAAAAGAUGGAAUAAGCAAUGAUAGGCUGAAACAAGUCAAGCAUUUUUUUCAUGUUCCCAGUAUCUACAGAUCACUUCCAAAGGAACACCAUACACAUCAGUUCCACUAUUUAGGAAUGUUUGAAUUAUUCUGUCAGAAGCUUUACCCCUAAAGAAAUUAUUGUUACAUUUUAACAGGUUUGGGCAUCAGAAUUUCAAUAAGAUAAAGGCCUCAUAAAUGGAGAUUUGUACUGGUCUGUACAAUUCACCUUUAGAGCAGGCUUUGAGUUCCACUAAGUAGUGAACUGUGACCUCACUUUACUUUCUUUACUUAUAAUUUAUUUUAAAUGUUAACAUGGUUAGUUUAUUUUUGUUUAAUUAGGUGUAUGUUUGCACUGCUAAUUUUAUGAUGUUUUCAUUACUACUUCAGAGCCCUUUAAAUUUGGGCCUCUGGAGCCCCUUUAAAACUGUGAAUUAUUGUUUGUCAAAUGUUGAGGCUUUUUGUUUUAAUAUUUUAUUUUUGUUAGAUGUCUCUAGCAAUGCUAUUUUAUUUAUUGUUCUACCUUUUAAAUCCUAAAAAAUAACUGAUUGUGGUGCAAAAGACAGAGGGAAAUGGAUUGUGAAAACAAGUGGUGUUUGCUGAGCUCAUACUCAUUUACUAAACAUUUAUUUUGUAAUAUGUAGUCUCAAGGCAAAAUAUUUGGCAGAAUUAGUUGUAUUGUCUCUACAGCAAUUCCUUCUGCUUUGUCUACUCUAUUAUGUAGGGUAAGAUUUCAAACUUUUUGGGUGGGUGGGAGCAAUUUCCCCCAGACUUCCUGUCAAGAUUAUGAAUGGUUUGUGCCUCCCCUUUGGUAGAAAAUCUAUUUAACAAUGAGCAAUAGUCCUAAAACUAACACCAGUAUGAAUUAGAAUAACUUCACUGAAAUCAAAGGAGUUACAGGAAUAUAACUGUAGUGCAAAUGAAAUCAGAAGCAAACCUUAAAUCUCCAACUCCCCAAGUAAGUUCGUGAUGGCUCAAAUACUGGUUUUAUUUUAAAAAACAACAACAAAACCCACCAGAUUACAGCCAAUCUUAAACUGUAUGUGGUUUUUUUGUUGCUACAGGCAUAUUAAGAAACCCAGUCCAGUUGUUGUAUAUUGGCAGACAUUAUUUCCUAGGAGCCAUGGUAAUAGUUACUUCAUCCACUCUUCCAAGCUACCAAGCUUGGGUGUCACACAAAUACUAACUUCUCAAUUAAGCUCCUCUUGCCCUUAAUGCCUUUCCUGCCUGUGAAACUAAUCUAAUUGUGCUAGUCACAGUCAUACACAAUUAGUUUAGUAACAGUCAUCAAAAUGUACCAUGUACAUUAAUGGUGAGUGCUGUUGAUCAGCACAGAUUUCUAGGAGCAUGGUUUGAUAUUGGUUAUUCUAAUGAUAAAGAUUUGAUAUUUGAGUGUAAAGAACACUCUGCUUAAUGAUGGUAUUACCCAUGAUAGCAUCCCCAAACCAUGAUCUUUACAAUAGUACUAUAUUGCUGAAGAAAUUCAACAAAGAAUUGACGUUUGAGAUCACAUCCCAUUCCCAGACUCAACCAGAUCCUCUCUUGCAUGCUUUCUUAAAUAAAGUCUUGUGGUGGGACUGACUGUAUUGAUUCCUACUUUUCACUCUAUCUUCCACUCCUAAUUUUUUUUCUACUUUACCUACUGUGUUGAAUGGAGCAGGCUAUGAAUGUUUUUUUAACUGUCUACAAUAACGUAUAUUAGGAACCAUCCAAUACUCAUUUGCUAAGAGCAAAUCGAUUUGUUAAUGGAAUUUUCAACCCUUCCCACCACAAGAAAUUCAGCCUCAAAAAGCUACUACUGUGCAUUUUUGGCCUUUCUGUCAUAUGCCUCUCUUAUACAUCUGUCACCACAGGUUCUUGCUCAGUGAUGACAUUUUGAGAGAAAUGGUAAUUUUUGUUGGUCUGGAUUUAUUAGAAAAGGAGAAAUACAAUGUUUACACUUGAAAGAAACUGUAAGCUUUCAUCUUUUCACUUAAUAAUUGAACAAAACACUAAAAGCAAUCUAGGGACAAGCAUUUCUUUGGAUGCAAUUAUAUUAGUCACCUGGUUAAAAAUGUUUGCUAUUUUAAAAAAAAAUCUGUUUCUUGUGACUUUACAAAAAAUUAAAUAACAAAAUAAAAAGGCAGCAUAAAAAUAUUUAAAAGAAAAAAAAAAGCCGCUUCUCUGCAUUAAACUAGCUAGGAGCUCCUGCUGACCGGAGCUAGCCAUUCAAGACUGGGCUGUAAUUGCAACACGGAAAAAAACAAUUAUGAAAUACAGUACGCUUUUACACAUUUGCAUGCAGCCAUAUAUCUUCCAAACUCUGGAAAGUUAACAGUCUUGUUGCUGGCUGAGAAGCACCUCACACACUCCUCUCUCUUGUUCUGAAUGGUGUUUGUGUCAGUCUGCAGCUGUGUAUGGUAUUAUGUCUUAUACUCCUGCAUCACUUCUAUUCUAUCCAGUCAUAUCUAAUGUAGAAAAUUAGUUUCCAGUGAAAGUAAUAUGUAGUGCUUUUAUGAUAUUUGUGUGCAAUAUCCCCUCUUCCAUUGAGGAUAUUUGAUGUAAAGGAAACAAAUUCAGUUCCACAAUAAAAGAUAAAAGUGGUAAA